AUGAAGGUAAAAGAUUUUUACGAACUAUCGAUACCAUUAAUAUUAGAUGGUGGUAUGGCAAGUGAAUUACAAGCAACACACGGAAAAGAAUUAUCAACAAAUUUAUGGUCAGCCGCUUGUUUAUAUCAAGAUCCAAAUGCGAUAAGAGAAGUUCACUUAUCAUAUUUUAGGGCCGGAGCUGAUAUAGCAAUUACUUGCAGUUAUCAAGCACAUUUGCCUUAUUUUACGAAAGUGGGAUUUACAAAACAAGAGGCAACGGAACUGAUGCAAAAAUCGAUUCAACUCGCAAUAGAAGCUCGAGAUGUAUUCUGGGAAGAAUAUCAAUCGAAGGGAUCCAACGUUGAGAAUGAUCGAAUCAAACCAAUGAUCGCAUUAUCGCUUGGACCAUUUGGGGCAAUCUUAACGAACGGAAGUGAAUACAGAGGAGAUUACGGAAGCGACAUUUCCCUUGAAAAGUUGAUCGAAUUUCAUAAGGAAAGAUUAAAUAUAUUUAAACCUCUGUUUUCACAAAUCGAUCUUAUUUCGUUUGAAACGAUCCCAUUGUAUCUAGAAGCCGAGUCCAUUUGUUCAUUAUUACGACAAGAACAAUUGGACGUUCCUUGUCUGAUCACAUUCUCAUGUAAAAAUGAUGAAGAAAUAUCACAUGGAGAAUCAUUCGCCGAUUGUGUUAAAUUGUGCAGUAGAGUUCAUAGCGUGGUAGGUGUAGGGGUUAAUUGUACAAAACCGAAAUUUAUCGAGAAGUUGGUUAAGAUUGCUCGUGAUGUGUUGGAUGAAUCUGGUAUGCAUAAAAAAUACGUCGUAUGUUAUCCCGAUGGUGGUGCCGAGUGGGAUUACGAAAGAAAAGAUUGGAAUAAUGAUGAAAUGGAACCGGAAGAAUUUGGGAAUCGAGCUAAAAUUUGGGCCGAACUUGCGAACUUUAAAAUUCUUCUUGGUGGAUGUUGUAAAACCACCCCGGAUCAUAUACGAUGUAUUCGUCAAAGAAUUUUGUGA
This is a messenger RNA of Funneliformis caledonium, 990 nucleotides long. The record is from the annotation of a GenBank genome assembly. Lineage: Eukaryota; Fungi; Glomeromycota; Glomeromycetes; Glomerales; Glomeraceae.